This is a messenger RNA of Anisakis simplex (herring worm), 288 nucleotides long. NCBI's taxonomy places the organism in Eukaryota, Metazoa, Nematoda, Chromadorea, Rhabditida, Anisakidae. The record is from the annotation of a GenBank genome assembly.
AUGCAGGAGAAUGAUGCAAAGAGCAACAAGCAGAUGGUUUACUGUCCGCUACAGUGUCCAAAAGCUGACUCUGCUUAUGUUUCGCUGAAACGACCAUCGAACAACAACAACUGCGUUUCGUUCUUCAGCUAUAAUGUGGUAAAACGGCAAAAUGACUGGUUCUUAUGGAGAUCUGGAAAGUGUCUUCAAGAAGAAAUUCAAUUCGAUAUCGGUUGUACAUUCCCAUUUAAAAAACCCAUAUCGAAACGCAAAGCAAACGCUAAAUUCAACAGUCAGAAGAGUUCUUAA